Molecule: messenger RNA, 2000 nt
Organism: Gigantopelta aegis
Lineage: Eukaryota; Metazoa; Mollusca; Gastropoda; Neomphalida; Peltospiridae
Product: toll-like receptor 4
Biological process (GO): immune response; inflammatory response; toll-like receptor signaling pathway
Cellular component (GO): membrane
Molecular function (GO): transmembrane signaling receptor activity; protein binding
Source: RefSeq, a predicted model, not a curated record
AGUCUACAUAGAUUUCUUUCCACGAUUAACAGACUCAGUAUAACAGAACUGAUACUAAACUCAAUGGGAUUGGGGAAUAGUUUACUUCAUGAACUCUCAAAUUUAAAGAAUCCUAAACAACGCACUCUUCAGUUACGAUCUAAUCGCAUAGCUGAAUAUGAUCAAAGAUUCUUUCAAAAUUUCACUCAAUUAGAAACAAUAGAUCUAGGGAACAAUAGCAUCAGAAGCGUUCGUAUACACCACUCUUCGUCUUUGCAAAUCCUGACCCUCUCAUCCAACUGGAUUAGUGAGUUCCCAAGAUUCUGUGCCAGUAACACGAGCCUGAAUCCGUCGUUAAAAACGUUGUUUAUUGAUAACAACCGACUGUCGGCGAUUGAAAGACGUCAGUUGCAGUGUCUACCUACUCUUAGGCUGAUGUCGAUAUCCGAGAACCCCAUUUCUGUCUUACCCACCAACUUGUUUGCAGAUUUGACGUCCUUACAGAAUGUUCAUUUACAAGAUCUGUCGAAAUUAAACACAAUAGAAGACAGUGUGUUUAACAACAGCAACCUUCAGCGGAGUGACCUCCGGAACAACAGAUUGAUGAUGAGUGAUAAGCAAAUUCACGCCAAUGCAUUUGACGGCUGCUCUGGCUUGUUGCAUUUGAGCAUUGCUUACAACAACUUCCAUGGUGUGGCCGAAGAAAAGACGCAGCAACUGUUUGAACCAUUGUCAAAUCUACAAUCCCUUGAUAUGGGAAGUUGCAGUUUAAGACAAAUACCCAAAGCCAUCACUAAUCUUAGAAAUUUGACUUUUUUGAUUUUGUACAAAAACUACAUUUCUAACUGGCCCAAGGGAACAUUUGACCAACUGACCAGCAUUCGAAAACUCUACCUGACUGCCAACGAAAUUACGUCUAUUCAAGAGGACUCAUUUCCAGAAGACCUUCGAAAGAACCUCGUUCGCAUCAACCUGGCUCUGAACCAGUUCUCCUGCAACUGCGACAUACUGUGGUUCCUCGGCUGGUUCAGACGUGACAUGCACAAAUUUGCCGAAGCUCCGCGAAAGUACGUCUGCUUCUCGCCGAUGGGUUACAAACACAGGGAGAUAAUCGACGUGGAGCUGUCUGAACACACCUGCCUGCUGAGCUACGCGCUGACCGUGACGAUCGUGAUCAGUGGCAGUCUGCUGGUCCUGCUGGUGGUCCUCCUGUCACUGCUCUACAGGUUCCGCUGGUACAUCAGAUACUACGUGUACAUGGCGCGCUACGACAAGCGGAGAGCGGGCAGACUGUGGGAGGACGAGUUCAACGCGUUCGUUAGUUACAGCUCCGACGACGAGGACUGGGUGGUCGACGAACUGGUACACCGUCUGGAGGACGAUCACAACCUCAGACUGUGUGUUCAUGGAAGAGAUUUUACAUCCGGGUUGAUAACCGAUCAGAUCGUAGACGGCAUAGCGCAGAGCAGAAAGAUCAUUCUGGUGCUGUCCAACAGCUUCGCGCAGAGUCAGUGGUGUCAGCUGGAGAUGACGAUCAGCCAGUCGCACGUGCUGGAGACGGGACAGGACAAGCUCGUGCUGCUGAUGCUGGACACCAUCCCGGCCAGGAUGAUGAGCAGCUCUCUCCACGUGCUGUUGAAAACCAACUCCUACAUAGCCUGGCCCGAAGACGAGUGUUACAGACGGUCGUUCUGGAGACGGGUGGAACAGUCUUUAAUUCCACCUCAGUGAUCGAUCAGAGAGAGAGAGAGAGAGAGAGAGAGAGAGAGAGAGAGAGAGAGAGAGAGAGAGACUGUGAGAGUGAGAGUGUGUUCGUUUCUCCGUAUGCGCGUGUAUGUUCAGUGUGUUAUGGUUUGUCUUUUGAUACUAUUUUGCCUAUUUGUCAAUAUGAUCAACUGAGGUGCCGUAAAGGCAUACUAUCACAGACCACUGACCUAUUUAAUAGUCUAACAAAGUAUUACCUGAACAAAAUAAUUUGAUUUGUCCCUAAAUGUACUUUAUUCAACCAUCUUCAUAACCAC